AUGUGCGGAAUAGGAUUGGCAAUUAGAACGAUUCCCAAAUCUCACUCGGGAUCCGCUGGACCUCUCGAUCAGCAGCCUGGUACCACCCAGGAAGUUCCUGAGAUUGACGAUUCGAUUGGACGUGCAAUUUCAUCAAGGGGGCCUGAUUUCCAAGCCCAGGAAACCCGAGUCAUUAGUGAUGCCUCAGCACAUCUAGAUAUCGAGAUCAAGUUCUUCGCGUCUGUCCUUCAUCUCCGUGGACUCGCCCUCACCCAGCAGCCAAUCAGCGCACCAAAGACUGGCAGUCUAUUGCUGUGGAAUGGCGAAGUUUUUGAUGGACUUCCACUCUCCGAUGUGGAAAACGAUGGACAAGCGGUUCUGAAAGCCCUUGAGGAUAGAGGAAACAAAACGAUUCCUGAAGUUUUUCUUGGUAUAGAAGGCCCAUACGCUUUCAUCUACUACGAUAGCUUAUCAAAACAAAUCUGGUUUGGACGUGACCCCCUUGGACGGCGAUCGCUCAUGAAGCUAGAAAACUGGUGCUUCGCACUACGAGGGUCGAACCGCCUUACUCUCGUCAGAUUGGCUACUCAUAGCUUAUUUUGUGUCGAGUUGAAAGACGUCGAAGAUCUAUGCAUCCUUCCAAUAGCUCGAGGCUCACCUCCGAUCCUACUCAACCGACAAAUCCCACUCGAAGCAGAUCGUGUACCCCCCAGCGGCCAAUCGCCCCCAUCUUUGAUCACAGCUUCUGGGCGCUUACGUGAUAGUCUGAACAAUUCCCUGCGAAGACGGCUACACAAUAUAUCCACACGUUACCGGACCGAUGAGCGGGAUUCUAAGGUCGCCAUUUUGUUUUCGGGUGGACUUGACUGCACAACCUUAGCUUUCCUAGCUCACUUUCACAUCCCACUCACUGAAUCCAUAGACCUGAUCAAUGUCGCAUUCGAGAAUCCACGUGCAGCGUCCAACUCGAGACGCAACAAUCAACCUGUCAUUCCGGACAUAUUCUCAGUUCCUGACCGCCAUACCGGGGAAGAAUCAUGGAAAGAGCUUUGCCAACUCACGCCCGGCCGAACUUGGAGAUUUGUGAAAGUCGAUGUAUGGAUGAAAGAUUAUCUCAAAUACAAAGAUCAGAUAAUCGAGCUCAUGUGGCCCAACGACACAGUUAUGGAUCUUAGUAUUGCUGCAGCACUUUUCUUUGCUGCUUGGGGCGUGGGAAGCUGUCGACUUGAUCCGGAUUCCGACCAAGUUACACAGUCUUAUCGCUCUCCGGCCCGUGUGUUUUUAUCCGGCUUGGGUGCUGAUGAAUUAUUGGGAGGAUACUCGCGCCAUCGUUCAGCAUUUUCCAGUGCAUCGCCUUGGAUCAACUUAAUUCAAGAAUUGCAACUAGACAUUGAUCGGAUCCCCACCCGAAAUCUUGGACGCGAUGACCGGAUCAUUGCCCAUCAUGGUCGUGAAGUUCGAUAUCCAUUUUUGGAUCGUGAUGUGAUCGACACCCUCGCAGGUCUACCGGUACAUCUCAAAUGUGAUUUGGCGCUCGAGAAGGGAACAGGUGACAAGCUAUUGCUUAGAGUCUUGGCUCGGGAACUGGGUCUGAGUCAGGCAAGCAAGUUAGUAAAGAGGGCCAUCCAAUUUGGGGCUCGAUCAGCGAAGUUGGAGGGACUUGAAAAGGGGACAGCUGGAUUGCAACCUCCAGGUGUCCCAAGUUCCACACUCGACAUGGAUGUACAGUGCCCUCCCAGAUGUAUAUAG
This is a messenger RNA of Puccinia graminis f. sp. tritici CRL 75-36-700-3, 1728 nucleotides long. RefSeq lists its product as uncharacterized. Gene Ontology annotation, molecular function: asparagine synthase (glutamine-hydrolyzing) activity. The record is from RefSeq and is a predicted model, not a curated record. NCBI's taxonomy places the organism in Eukaryota, Fungi, Basidiomycota, Pucciniomycetes, Pucciniales, Pucciniaceae. The coding region runs from base 1 to 1728 and encodes 575 amino acids. The transcript is spliced from 7 exons.